This is a messenger RNA of Spirodela intermedia, 1712 nucleotides long. Lineage: Eukaryota; Viridiplantae; Streptophyta; Magnoliopsida; Alismatales; Araceae. The record is from the annotation of a GenBank genome assembly.
AUGGCCGGAUGCCAUAUGAGAUUUCCCCAAAAUGUCUUUGGGGAGCGGUUUCUAAAGUGCUCCCAAGAGGAGCUACAAGAGAAACUGCCAUCUAUGGUAAGUGUCCAGAUGGGUUGGUCCUCAAUAAAACUCAUCUCAGUCAUGGUGAUGGCUGGUAACAAGUCCGACGGUAGUCCAUGCCUCUCAAUAAGUAGACGAGUGUCUCUUUGGAGAAGCUGGGCUACCGUCAAGCGAGGCCAAGAAGAUGUGAAAGUGGUAAAACAGGCCAAUGGUAUGUCAUCUAGCCAAGUGUCGUACCAGGCACUGAUCUCGCCUCUCCCCACUCGCCAACGAAUAAGAGGCACCAUCUCUAACCAAUGUCGCUGCCAGUCUACCCAUCGUUUGACUCCUUUGAUGUCGGCCGGCUGUCGAGCCCACUCACCAUAUUUGGCUGUCACAAAAGUACCUAGCACCGAUGGUGUGGUCCUCAUCCUCCAAACGAGUUUCUUUUGAAGCAUGUUAAGUACAUCUUGAGGGCGCCUAAUACCUAGGCCACCCUCAUCCGUAGGUCGACAUGCUUUCUCCCAAGAAACUCGGCGUUGACGACGAGGUCCCUCAAGUUGUCCAUCCCAAAGGAAGGACGUACAUAUCCGUCUAAUAGUCUGUAAGACGGUGUCUGGUACCUCAUGGACUGCCAAAAGGUGUAAUGGCAUACUCAUGAGGACAUGACGUAUCAACUGGAUCCGUCCUCUAGGGGAUAGAAGUUGUAACUUCCAUCCUGCUAGUUUCUUCCUCAACUUGCCCACUAGGGCGUCAAAAUAGUGUAUGCGCCUACGGCCGAGGAAGAUAGGACAUCCUAGAUAGUCAAAAGGUAAGUGUCCACGAGAGAACCCUGUUAGGCCCUGGAUACGUCGUAUGGUCCCUAUGGGGGUAGAAGGGCCUACUAUGAAGCUACUCUUCGAGGCAUUUACGAGUUGACCUGUAGCUCGCUCAUACCUCGAGAUAAUACUCAUGAGCCCUCUAAUGGAUGUCUCACAUCCAUUGAGGAAGAGUAUCGCAUCAUCAGCAAAGAGGGAGUGUGAGAUGAUCGGGCAACCCUUCUUCGAGUAGUAUGGUCGGAUAAGUCCUUGAUUGAUCGCUCGGGUGAGGGAUCGACUGAGGACUUCUUCAACUAAGAUGAAGAGGGUGGGUGAUAGUGGAUCGCCCUGUCGUAGACCUCUCGUGGCCGUGAAGAAUGGUGUGGAGCUACCGUUCACUAAUAAAGAGAAGUGAUUCUCCCUAACACAUGCAUCGACUAAGUCAAUGAAGUCAUCGGUGAACCCAAAGCGUCUAAGAACCUUAAUGAGGAAACUCCACUCUAUCCUAUCAAAGGCCUUCUCCAUGUCUAAUUUGAUGAUGAUGUUAGAGCCUCGACAAUCAUGGCCAAGGGACUGUGCUAGUUCAUGUACUAGCAUGAUGUUAUCGUGAAUGUACCGUCCCUUGACAAAUCCGCAUUGUUCUGGAGAUAUAAGUCUAUCAAGGAAACUACUCAAUCUACGUGUAACGAUCUUAGAUACAACUUUAUAACACACGUUACACAAACUGAUAGGUCGAAAGUCUCUAAAUGAGGUUGGGGUAGUCACCUUCGGUAUAAGUGCAAGGAAGGUGGCCUUCCAACUUCGUGUAAAGAGUUUACGACGAAAGAUUUCCUUGAUGGCCUAGAUGAGAUCAGUGCCAACAAUAUCCCAACAUGA